AUGAUAACACUUUCCAGAACCAGAUUUCCGGGAAGCACUGUUCCCCUAUCCUUACCAGGGAGGAACCUCAGCAUUGCACUGCCUGGAGAUGGCGUGCAAACCCUGUUCAGGCACUCGAAAGAGUACGUCCCGGUUCCCGGAUUGUUCGACGCUUUGUCUGUUUUCUUUGGCUUGACGGCCUCAGACUUUGCUAUCUUCGAUCACGACCACAUUGAGGCGUUCGAGGAUCGCGACGCCGAAGGCUUCAGAACCAAUCAUGCAGACCCAUCACGACGAAUCAUCGAGCAUCAACGCAGAGACUUUACGAAGUUCCUCAACGGGGAUAGCUUGAGAGAGAUCAUGAAGAGGUUCUCACACAACUUUGAAGUCGAGCUCCGAGGCCAAGUCGCUGAGAGCUCGUCUCCAACUCAACUGCCGGAUCUAUACCGGUUCGUCCGAGACGCCAUUUUCAAAGCCGAAGUCGAGGCUCUCUACGGAGAACAUGUUUUCUCUGUCUGCCCGACCUUUUGCGAAGACUUCUGGGAGUUCUACGACGCAUUCCCUGUCAUCUCUCGCAAACUACCCAGGUGGAUGUUUCCGUCGAAGUACCAGAAGAGAGACAAGAUGCUCAAGAACUUCCAAGCAUGGAGACAACAUUGCCAUUCACUAUUUGACUGGAACAACGAAGAGCUUGUCAACAGUGACUACGAACCAAUUUGGGGGACUCGGUACGUGCGAAGGAUGGUCCAGCGCCACGAGAAGCUGGGGUUCUCGGAUCCAGGAAUAUCAACCGUUAUGCUUGGCUAUUUGUUCGUGUAA
Messenger RNA from Colletotrichum karsti, 798 nucleotides. Its product is annotated as nacht and ankyrin domain protein. The transcript has a single exon. The record is from RefSeq and is a predicted model, not a curated record. NCBI's taxonomy places the organism in Eukaryota, Fungi, Ascomycota, Sordariomycetes, Glomerellales, Glomerellaceae. The coding region runs from base 1 to 798 and encodes 265 amino acids. Gene Ontology annotation, molecular function: heme binding; iron ion binding; oxidoreductase activity, acting on paired donors, with incorporation or reduction of molecular oxygen.